Penicillium soppii is the source of this 192-nucleotide messenger RNA. RefSeq lists its product as uncharacterized. The transcript is spliced from 2 exons. The record is from RefSeq and is a predicted model, not a curated record. Lineage: Eukaryota; Fungi; Ascomycota; Eurotiomycetes; Eurotiales; Aspergillaceae. Bases 1 to 192 code for a protein of 63 amino acids.
AUGCAUCAGUGUGUUCUGGAGCUACACCAUCCUGCUGUUCUGGAACAUGCAAAGAUCUCAGCAGCGACCCUCUUAACUGCGGCGCUUGUGGAGCCCUCCCCUGCCUGGGACUUGAUCCUGCCUGUUGCUCGGGUUCAUGCACAGAUCUUUCCACUAGUGUCAGCAAUUGCGGAUCUUGCAACCACGGUGUAA